AUGGAGGCAUUCAAAGCACGGCUCGCAUCCUUCGAGAAGUCAAAACGCGUCAAAUAUACCACAGAAGCUGGCAAGACAGCAACCGUCACGCUCAAGUGGCCGCAUAAGGACGGCAUCCGCGCGACCCCUCACGCUUUAGCCCAGGCGGGCUUUUACUGGAACCCGAGCGCUGAGGACGGGGAAAAGGAUAACGUGCGGUGCUUCCUCUGCGACAAGGAGCUCGCCGAAUGGGGCAGACGAGAUGAUCCCUUCGAUCUGCAUUUCGCGAAGUGUGGACAAGGCGAGUCUGCGUGCCCGUGGGCGGUCGCGCGGUGUGGAAUUGAACAUGACAUGGAUGACGACGGGAACUUCAUCUUCGACUCUUCGGAGCGAUUACCGCGGGGUAAGAUCAUGGAGAAGGCCCGGCUGGAGACGUUCACGAAAACAGGCAUAUGGCCUCAUGACAAGGGCAAGAAUCACGGCGCCAAUUCCAAGAAGAUGGCGCAAGCAGGCUUCGUGUUCUCCCCGCAGACAGCGGGAGACGAUACAGCAACGUGUUUCUACUGUAACAUCUCCCUCAGUGGCUGGGAAUCUGACGACGAUCCGAUGGUCGAGCACCGUAAACGAGAAAAGAAAUCCGGGCCCUGCCCAUUCUUCUCAUCUCCCGCUCCUGCGCUUGCCAAAUCCACGUCAAAGAGCCAAUCGUCUCGGAAGUCCACCGCUCUAAGCUCUAGAGCCGGUUCUGCAGCGCCAAGCACGAAAACGCAGUCCCGCUCCUCCCGACGUCCUACAACAGUAGAACCGGACAUAGAGGAGGAGGGCACUUCUCCUGAUGAAUUGGCGCCUUCAACCCGAUCCUCGCGCAAGGCUCAAGGUUACGCCGCCCUCGUAACCAAAACUCCAGCGACUAAAAGCAGAACCGCCAGCCGAUCGACGAAGCAGGCUCCUUCCGAUUCAGAGCGGGAAGGAGACGAGCUCAUCCUACAGGAUGGCAAGGGCAAGGGUGAAGUCGAGAGGAAAGCCUCCACUGCAAAAGCGAAAACGCCCAAAGAAACGCAAAAGCGUAAGGGCAAAGCGUCGAAGGCAUCGGAUUCAACCGCAGAGGAAGAAGACAACAUCAGGGUUCUGCGGAAGUCCACACGUGGACUGUCAAAUACCGCCCGAGGCAGAGUUGCAGAAUCGGACCUUGAGAGUGUGCGUGAGGAAGAAGACAUCGAGCCGGCUCAAGGACGUGCAUCAAGAUCGCGGACCGCCAAAGGGCGCGUCUACGUUGACGCGCCGGAUGAGGAGGUCGCGCCUGUAGAGCCUAAGCCCAGGAAGGCUAGGGGCAAGUCGCUGGCGCGUUCCAAGUCGAAGGCCAAACUCAAGGACGAGGAAGAGGAAGAGGAAGAGGAAGGGCAAGUCGUCGUUCAGGAGAACGGAAAGGCAGGUACCAGAAAGGCCGGGAGCAAGUCGCUUGCACGUUCAAAGUCGAAGUCCAAAAUGAAGGAGGAGGAGGAGGAGGAGGAGGAGGAGGAGGAGGAAGACGUGGUUCAGGAUAGCGGAAAGGCCGCACGAUUGAAAAAGUCUACUCGUGCUAAACCGCGGGCCGCGUCUGAUCGACCUUCCGAGCCCGAAGAACCCCCUCCGAGAGCAAGUGUUCCUCCAAAAGCCAAGGCCAAGACUAUCUCUCGCACAAAAUCCCGCGCGAACCUGCGACACGAGUCAGAGGACGAGACCAAUGAGGUUGACCACAGCGAACGAACGAUGCAAAAACCGAAGAAGAAAACAACUAAGGCUACGCGCGGCCGGUCUCCAUCGCCUGAGUCCCAGGAAGCAGAAAGACCGCUCAAGGUCGGCCCACCGAAAGUAUCUUCCCGGAUAAUGUCAAAGGACCAUCAGGUUUCUGAGCCCGAGUCGGCAGUUAUCUCAGCAGCUGAAGACGCGGACGAAACCAUCGUCCUGGCGAAGUCCACUCGGGAGUUGCCUAUGCCUAGGAAAGCUGUUGAAGAAGCUGGAAACCAUGCACCGGUGCCUUUGCCCGCCAAGGGCUUGUCAACGCGAUCCAGCACCGAAGCCGCUGCGGCCUCUGUUCGUGCUCCAUCAAUGAACAUCGAUGAUCUGGACGAGGCGUUCCAGUUCAACGCUGCUGCAGCACCCCAGGAGCCUGCUGCGGAAGUGCAACGCAAGGAGAGAGGGACCAAGCCGAGAUCGCUCAUGGUUGGGGGCAGGGUCGAGCAGCCCCCUGCACCCAAGCAACACGAGAGCACUGAGCGCUCCAAUGCUGCUUUGCUUGCCUACACGAUAUCGCAAUCGAUGAACCGGAGCGUCAAUUCCAGCCGCGCGAGUUCUAAUGAGCCGUUGUCCACAGCUACGCCCCCUGCUGAGACGGAAUCCGAUAUAUUGCAAGAAUCGGGCGACGACCAGGAUGGCGCAACGGAGGCCCUGAAAGAACGCGUCGAAACGGGAGCUGAAACCCGAGAAUUCUUCCCUGCCUCCUUUGCACACCAACCGACCCAGGCUGACGUCGGCGUUGCCCGGAAAAUGGUCCUUCCACCCGCCAAUCCAACUGUGAUCAGAGUCAAACCAGCCCCCAGCCAAGUCGGUGAUGGACCGCCCAGAGAAGAGGCCAUACCCGCCAAUGUAGGGGCCACCCUACCUGCGCCUGAGAUCCCUGCACCGCGGCCGACGAUCGAGAAAGAUACACAUCCGUUGGUAGAGGAUAUGAUCGACCUUUCGAUCCCGCCACUGGCAAAGGUCGCUCCUUCCAGGAUAGCUGUGUUGACGGAGUCGGAACGUAAUAUGACGGUCGAAGAGUGGAUACGCAAAGAAAUUGAGAGGGAGUAUGGACUCCUCAAAGCAGAUGGCGAGCGACGAAUAGCAGAUUUCAAGCGACGUGCCAGGGAAGCCCGAAGUAUCAUCGAGUCGCUAUAGCUUUCAGCAGGGUGGGACCGGUGAGGAGACAGACCCCUUCGCUUCUGUCAAUGCUGUUGGUUAUUGCAGACGGACUUGACGCAAUCACGCAUGAUUAUAUCCGCCCCUUAUCUAUAGAUGGACUUCGAAACGAAUCCUGAACAUGGACUCCAAUUCAUUCAAUGCGCAUGUUUUCACUCGCGUCUGUACCGAUACCAGAUGUGUUUCAAC
Messenger RNA from Punctularia strigosozonata HHB-11173 SS5, 3102 nucleotides. RefSeq lists its product as uncharacterized. The record is from RefSeq and is a predicted model, not a curated record. The transcript is spliced from 4 exons. Bases 1 to 2892 code for a protein of 963 amino acids. Lineage: Eukaryota; Fungi; Basidiomycota; Agaricomycetes; Corticiales; Punctulariaceae.